UCAUAUAGAUAAAUGAGUUUGAAAAGGUCUGCCCCAGUAAAUUUGCCGCCUCUCUCCUCCAUUUCCAACAAUGGGGGCGUGGCUGGCAGCGCAGCGUUUUGGCUACGCUGCAGGAAGGGGGGAAGGGCUGAGGACACAAGCGGGGAAUUUACUGGAGCAGUACUUUUCAAACUCAUUUAUCUAUAUGAGACACACCUAGAUUUCAAUGGGGAUUACAUGAGAUUGUAGUAUUGGGAUGUGUCUUUCAGCUGCAUAUGGUAAAUGAUUUAUCCUAUACUUUGUCCUUUUUAAAAUCCAAAACGUAACCUACUUUGUGGAUAGCCCUCGUUUAUGUAUGGCUGGUGUUACACUUAAAAAUUGUACCUGAUCCGAACUAACAAACAAAUUCAACGUAAGGGCAAACCUACUGACACUAUCUUGUUCAUAACUUGUGGACUGUCUGUAGAUUAAAAUAGGAAUAGUAUCUUGCUUUUUGGGAGAGUGUAAGGGCAGGUCUUGUGAAUGUUUGAUUCUUCAGCCAAGUACAUUGUGGAGUUGAUCUUGUUCCUCUGCCUAUCCUUGAGGCAGAUGAUAUUGUUUUUCUGAUUCCCCUUUUAUAUUGUCUUGGAACAAAAUAGUGGAGAGUGUACACAAAUGUGUGGCUCAGUUCCUAGUCAUCACUUUCAGAAUGAUGGCUUGAUUAAGUAUUUAUAGUGAGUACUUAGGUAUCUUUGACAAGUUGUUCUUUGUGUUAAGAUUUUUUUAAUGUCUUUGUUUUUUUAAAAAUAAAGGAAUUUGUAUAGUGGUUUGUGUAAGGAUGUUAUGAGUUAAUGGGAAUUAUUGAUAUGAUUUUAUUUGUUUAUUAAAAGGAAAAAGGGGAGUUAUGUAUUGAUGAAGACAGGUCUCACAUGGAAGCCAGCUGUGUUCAGCGGGUUGCCAUGGCAACGGGGGCGUGGCUAAGAUGACAGUUGGAGCAUAUUCCCUUUUAAAAGUUCAGUUGCUGUGAGGGUUUUAAAAAGGAGUGGCUGUUAGGGGUUUGAGAAGAAGAGUUGUGGUUAGGUUUUGGAAAGAUUAGGAGCUGUGGAAAUCAGCUAAGGACGGCAGCUUAUGGUCACUCAGGGGAAAGGCUGGGAAUAUAAGCUGACCAGGGGAGUUUAGUAUACUGUUUUGAAGAGAAGUUAUUUAAGAAAUAUCCAUUCAAGAAAGACUACAUUGUAACUUAAGAUCCGGAACGUUUACUGAUUGAAACCAUACGCUUAUGUACCAAAAAUAAACUUGAAUUUUGUUAUUGUUCAUAAAGAUAAGUCUCCUUGCCUCUCUGUAAGCCUGUUACCUCACGUUGGUGGCAGUUACCGUACCUAUCUAUAUAAGUUACCGUACUUUCCUAUAUAAGUUACCAUCUUUACUCAUUUAAACCCAAUCAGUUCCGUUAUCCUUCCUUAUCCACUAAAUCAUCCCUGUCAUACAUUCACACAUCCUCCAUCCCUCCCUCUCACACGUGCACACAUCUCCUGAAUUGGAGGCAGCAGUGGGAUUUAAAGACAAAGAUUUCCCCUGCCUGAGUUGAGUACCACAAAUUGGGCUCUCUUCAAUUGGGGGCAGCGGUGGGAUCAAAAGGAUUCCAUCCCUGUCACCUCAGUCCUCUUCAAUUGGUGGCAGCGGUGGGAUCAAAAAAGAUUCCUUCCCUGCCUCACCUCUCUUCAAUUGGUGGCAGCGGUGGGAUCAAAAAAGAUUCCUUCCCUGCCUCACCUCUCUUCAAUUGGUGCCAAGCGGUGGGAUACGUUUAACAUCUCAAACUAAGUGCCUUAAGACCACAUAGGAAGAAAUCGUGAGGUAAAAGUUAAGAAGAAUGGCUACCAGACUACAAAAGAAAUUAGCAGGAGAGGCUAGUGAAUACCAAGGAGAUAGUUCGGACUCUGAGCAAACCCCUGAGACAAGGGAAACCCUUAAAUAUAAAAUUGAAUUGAGAAAAUUAGAAUUGGAGGAUAAGCAAAGAGAAAGAGAAAGGGAGGAUAAGCAAAGAGAAAGAGAAAGAGAGGAUAAGCAAAGAGAAAGGGAGGAUAAGCAAAGAGAGAGAGAAUGGGAGGAAAAACGAUGGGAACAAGAGAAGGAAUUGAAAAUAAUGCAGCUAGAGAAGGAUAAGGAAAUAGAACUGAGACGAUUGGAAUUGGAAAAAGAGAAAUUGGCACUGUCUCAACCACACAUUAUUAACCAAGAAGGGAAUGGUAGGACUGAAGCGUCUGAUCUACUUCUGAAGAGAUUCCCAAAGUUUAAUAAAGAUGAUGAUGUGGAAAAGUUUUUGAUUUCUUUUGAGAGGUGCUGCAGAGAUUUUGAAAUUGAUGAGGGAAAAUGGAUGCUUUAUUUAAGACCCCAGAUUUGUGGUAAAUUGUUAGAAAUAUAUGGUGAUGUACCUGAAGAGUUACACCGAGAUUAUAACUUCUUUAAAAAACAGGUACAACAGAAAUUGCAACUCACACCUGAAUUUUAUCGUUUAAAAUUCAGAUCCCUGAGGAAAGAAAAGGCCCAGAGCUUCUCAGAAGUAGCCUCAAAACAAGCCCAAUUAUUUGAUAGUUGGCUCAGAACCUCAGAAGUGGAAACUUUUCAACAGCUGAGGGAAUUAAUUAAGUUGGAACAACUGUUUCAAUUAGUGCCCUCAGAUUAUCGGUGGUUAGUUCAAGACAGAAAGCCAUCAACUGCCAAUGAAGCGGCUUCAAUGACAGACCAAUUAAUCACUCUGAGGGAAGGAUUUAGGAACGAUGAGGGACUAAGUGAGAGAAGGCAGAAUAAACCGCCAUUUUACAAUUAUCAAACACACACACAAUACAAAAAGACGCCUGCAGUAGAAAACACCGCCUACAGGAGGCCUGAGGUAAUUAAUCAGACCAAACCUGAGGUAAAAGCAAGGUGCUAUCAGUGUGGGAAGUCUGAUCAUCUAAAAUACCAAUGUCCUCUUUUAAGAAGAGAUAAAACAUCCUUCUUUAUGAAUAAAGAGCCCAAAGAAAAUACUCUUAAUAGUGAUAUUAAGUUGCUAAGCAGUACUGAAACAGUCCCUAGGGAGAAACAAUGUUUAUUUAUUUUAUCCGAUGAUUUUUCUGAAGAUUACUUUGAGCCUAUUACUAUUGUGAACCAACAAAAACAAGGUUGGAGGGAUACAGGAUCCCAGGUGUGUGUUAUCCACCCAAAAUCGGUACCUCAGAAAUAUCAAAAGCCCACCUCUGAGAUAAAUCUAAAGGGUUUGGGACCAGCUGUACCAGCUGAGGUAGUAUCUCUCCCAAUUGAAUACAAUGGAUGGAAAGGGAUCUGGGACUUUGCAAUUAGUUCAGAUAUCCCUCAUGAAUGUUUAAUCGGCAAUGACCUAGCUAGACAAGUUAAGAACUGGAAAAAGUUGUGUGAGGAGAAGGAAGAUUACAACAGAAGCCCUAUUCAGGAAGCAGUGUGCUUACCUAUUCAACCAGAAUCUGAACAGGGUCCAGAAUCCAGUUCCGCCAUUAUCGAAAUUGUUAGUAAAACAGGGGGAGUGCAAGAAAUUAAACAAGCUCAGGAGGAAGAUGAAUCCCUGAAGCCUUUGUUUAAGCAAGCUGAAAGUUUACUAGAAUCAGCAGGAGAACUACCCAAUAAAUUUGUCACAAAAGAUGGUGUGUUUUACAGAGAAAGCAAAAGUGUGGAAUCAGAAGAAAGGUCAGAAAUACAUAGUCAGAGUUUCACUGAAAUUGAAAGGCAAGCGCAGGUGGCUGAGAAACUGAAGGAGCAACAGGCUGCGGAGUACAAGAAGCAAGCAGAUGAAGCCUUAGUGGCCUCCAUGAGACUGACGUAUCAAGAGCUACACGUUGAUCGGAAAAAGGAGGAGAAAAAACUUCAAAACCUGGAAGGGAAGAAGUGGGAACAGGCAGAGCGGCUGGGCAUGGGCUUGGUGUCCAGGAGCUCUAUUUCUCACUCUGUCCUCUCUGAGAUGCAAGUCAUAGAACAAGAAACGCCAGUGACUACAAAGUCCACACGGUCCCAGCUAGAUCUCUUUGAAGACAUCGGAAGCUUCACAUCUGGACCACCAAAGUACAAAGAUAAUCCUUUUUCAUUAGGCGAUGCCUUCAGCUCACAGUGGGAGACAGACAACUCCUCUUGGGAAAUGGACAAAGGGGAAGAGGAGGCAGACAUUGCCAUCUCCAGCAUCCGGCCUAUUGGUGACAGACCCAUUAACAGAAGAGAGACAGAGAGCAAGAUAUCAGUAGUGGAGUCCAAUGAAGCUCAGCAGAAGUUUGCAGGGGCCAAAGUCAUCUCAUCUGAUAUGUUCUUUGGACGGGAAGCUGAUACAGUUCCAGUGGCUGAAUAUUUGACCGAUCUUCAGUCAACAAUGAGAGUGGCAAGAGACAUCGCACAAGAACAUCUAGCUGUAGCCCAGCAGAGACAGAAGAGCUACUAUGACAGGUCAGCCAAACCAAGAAGCAAGCGGAGGUUAUUUUUCGAUGGAGAGAGUGGUAAAGACCCUGACGUGAUGGGGAUUGGUAGUUUUAACUAUCAGCAGUUUACUUUCAAGAUUCUACAAAAAUGUUUGGACAAUGUUUCGCAGGACUUCUUAAAUGACUCUUGGAAGUUUCGCAAAAAAACAUUUUGGGACAGAGAGAGUUCAUUGUGUUGCUGGGAAGGACGAGUGUAAUUAUCCCCAACAACAUGUUAACCUCUGGAAUGCUCCGCAGAAGGAAACAUCGAUGAACUGUGCCAGGUGGCAUGAAGAAGAUCCCUAUGAAAUGUACUGAGUAUCGGAAGAUGUUUAGUCCAGUGUAUAAAUAAAGACUUGGGGAAUAACCCUGAAUGAAAAUUAAACUGUUACAAAUAUGAUUUAUGGAAAAUGUAUUUUUAAAAUGUCUUUUGAUUUGAGGUUGUGAAUCUUAACAAUGGGAAAGAUGACCAAUACGUUUAUGGUUUGUAUGUUGAAUGGUGACAAUGCCAUGACUGUAUGGUAAGAUAUGGACAUGUUAUGUGUAUAUGCAACAGUGAAGGUUUGUAUUUUAUGAUUUAUGUAUUGUAUCUAACUUUGUGUUUUAUUUCAGGAAUACUGUUGUGUAUGUAUAUAUGUAUUUAUUAAUUAUUUUUGCCCAUUCUAGGCAUAGAAAAGGCAAAAAUAAUCUUUCUUAGGGGGGAGGUGUAAGGAUGUUAUGAGUUAAUGGGAAUUAUUGAUAUGAUUUUAUUUGUUUAUUAAAAGGAAAAAGGGGAGUUAUGUAUUGAUGAAGACAGGUCUCACAUGGAAGCCAGCUGUGUUCAGCGGGUUGCCAUGGCAACGGGGGCGUGGCUAAGAUGACAGUUGGAGCAUAUUCCCUUUUAAAAGUUCAGUUGCUGUGAGGGUUUUAAAAAGGAGUGGCUGUUAGGGGUUUGAGAAGAAGAGUUGUGGUUAGGUUUUGGAAAGAUUAGGAGCUGUGGAAAUCAGCUAAGGACGGCAGCUUAUGGUCACUCAGGGGAAAGGCUGGGAAUAUAAGCUGACCAGGGGAGUUUAGUAUACUGUUUUGAAGAGAAGUUAUUUAAGAAAUAUCCAUUCAAGAAAGACUACAUUGUAACUUAAGAUCCGGAACGUUUACUGAUUGAAACCAUACGCUUAUGUACCAAAAAUAAACUUGAAUUUUGUUAUUGUUCAUAAAGAUAAGUCUCCUUGCCUCUCUGUAAGCCUGUUACCUCACGUUGGUGGCAGUUACCGUACCUAUCUAUAUAAGUUACCGUACUUUCCUAUAUAAGUUACCAUCUUUACUCAUUUAAACCCAAUCAGUUCCGUUAUCCUUCCUUAUCCACUAAAUCAUCCCUGUCAUACAUUCACACAUCCUCCAUCCCUCCCUCUCACACGUGCACACAUCUCCUGAAUUGGAGGCAGCAGUGGGAUUUAAAGACAAAGAUUUCCCCUGCCUGAGUUGAGUACCACAAAUUGGGCUCUCUUCAAUUGGGGGCAGCGGUGGGAUCAAAAGGAUUCCAUCCCUGUCACCUCAGUCCUCUUCAAUUGGUGGCAGCGGUGGGAUCAAAAAAGAUUCCUUCCCUGCCUCACCUCUCUUCAAUUGGUGGCAGCGGUGGGAUCAAAAAAGAUUCCUUCCCUGCCUCACCUCUCUUCAGUUUGAAGGAUAUGUUUAUUGGAUGCAGUAGUAUACGCAUGGCCUACAUUUGCAUACAACCAGUUUUACCUAUGGUAUAUGGCACAUUAUAAGUAUAUCAGCUGCAUGUAAUUUUAAGAGCAAUUUUAUGACCAAAAUGUAUAGGCAUAUGAUCCCUUGUAACUUCUUCCUUUGAUCUUAAUGUCCCAUGAUUUAUAGGUAUUUUGCUUUCACAUAUAUUCAGUAUAUUCACAGAGGUGUCACAAAAUUAAUUUGAUGGAGAGGUACUUAUUUUCUAGGACAUUACCAAUAGAUGAGAAAUGAAACUUGUUAAAAGUUUCUGACUGUUUAAAAUCCAGUUUUAGGUGUCUGGAGAUUUUAUAUUUGUUCUGAGUGCUGAAAUGUUUUGAGGAGCGUAUUUACUUUCAUGUAUUCUAUCAAUCUGAGUAGCCUAAGAAUUCAUAUGAUGGUAACAAAAUCCCUUCUGCUAUCAUUUCACUAAGGUAAAUUUGUCACUCCUAAUAAAUAUACAUUGAUAUAUAUGAAGGAAACAAAGUCAGAAUUGGACGGUAGGAGAAAAAGGAGUCAGAAUUGAGGGUUUGCUGUGCCCACAGAUCUGACCAUAACACAAAAUGGGUUAUUUCCAGCACUUAAACUUCUGUGCCUAACAGAUUGCUGUUUCCAUUGUUCAGUACUUUUGCCCCAAAAAAUAAAGAAAUUUUAUCUUUAAACCUGCCUGAGCUUCCUUCAGGCAUAUAUGGUUUAGUUUAGUGGGAAACAAAUUUGGUGAUGAUAUCUGUGGCGAUGACUAUGUGGAUAUGACUUGCAAGGUGAUUGUUGUUGCUUUUCUA
Molecule: messenger RNA, 6895 nt
Organism: Anolis carolinensis (green anole)
Lineage: Eukaryota; Metazoa; Chordata; Lepidosauria; Squamata; Anolidae
Product: trichohyalin-like
Exons: 1
Coding region: 1829-4630 (933 amino acids)
Molecular function (GO): nucleic acid binding; zinc ion binding
Source: RefSeq, a predicted model, not a curated record